Molecule: messenger RNA, 960 nt
Organism: Helicoverpa zea (corn earworm)
Lineage: Eukaryota; Metazoa; Arthropoda; Insecta; Lepidoptera; Noctuidae
Product: trypsin, alkaline C-like
Exons: 4
Coding region: 112-876 (254 amino acids)
Biological process (GO): proteolysis
Molecular function (GO): serine-type endopeptidase activity
Source: RefSeq, a predicted model, not a curated record
AACAGUAGGUAACGAUUUAAUCGAUAGUCUAUUCGUAUAACUAAUCUGAAAUGAUAUAAAUACCAAACGUUUAACACGAAAGUCAACACUUGUCUUCAAGUAUUCAGCAACAUGCGUAUCCUUGCUCUGCUUGCUCUCUGCUUCGCGGCUGUCGCAGCUGUCCCCAGCAAUCCUCAGAGGAUUGUGGGUGGUUCGGUUACCACUAUUGACCAGUACCCGACUAUAGCCGCCCUGUUGUUCUCAUGGAACUUGAGCACCUACUGGCAGGCUUGCGGAGGUACUAUCCUCAACAACAGGGCUAUCCUCACCGCUGCUCACUGCACUGCUGGUGACGCGAACAACAGAUGGCGUAUCCGUGUUGGCUCCAGCUGGGCCAAUAGCGGUGGUGUCGUACACAACCUGAACGCCAACAUCAUCCACCCUUCAUACAACUCAAGGACCAUGGACAAUGACAUCGCUGUUCUGCGCUCCGCCACCACCUUCUCCUUCAACAACAAUGUUCGCGCUGCUCCCAUCGCUGGUGCCAACUACAACCUCGCAGACAACCAAGUUGUCUGGGCUGCUGGCUGGGGCACAACCUCCUCCGGUGGUUCUUCCUCUGAGCAACUCCGUCACGUUCAGCUCGUGACCUUCAACCAGAACUCUUGCAGAAACAGCUACGCUACCCGUGGUAUUGCUAUCACCGACAACAUGUUGUGCUCUGGCUGGAUCGGAGGUGGUCGUGACCAGUGCCAGGGUGACUCCGGCGGUCCCCUAUACCACAAUGGCAACGUUGUUGGUGUCUGCUCCUUCGGUAUUGGCUGCGCUUUGGCUGACUUCCCUGGUGUCAACGCUCGCGUAUCCCGCUACACCUCCUGGAUCUCCUCUAAUGCGUAAGAAGGGAGAAUUACGAGUACUUUUAGUUUAAGUUAAAAAAAUGACAAGAUCUAAGUUUCCUAAAUAAACAUUCUUUGCAAUACA